Molecule: messenger RNA, 2594 nt
Organism: Amphibalanus amphitrite
Lineage: Eukaryota; Metazoa; Arthropoda; Thecostraca; Balanomorpha; Balanidae
Product: fasciculation and elongation protein zeta-2-like
Exons: 9
Coding region: 367-1455 (362 amino acids)
Cellular component (GO): cytoplasm; axon
Source: RefSeq, a predicted model, not a curated record
GGUUGCGGGCUCAGUUUAUUUAUGCGUCCGUGGGGAUCCACUCGGCCCUCCCAUCGAAAGGCUUUAUAGCUAUUAGCUACGCUACACUAACACUACUGCCUAGUACCUACCUAGGUGCAGAGCAAAGGCAGCUACAAGCAGUUUUCAUUUGGAUUGCAUGGCGGCCCAAGGCCCUCAGCAAAGUGCAAAUGCAGGAGGGCCGGUAUUGAUUAUCGAGCUGUGACGGCUGCCGGCGAGCAGCGCAGGCGCCGGACCCUGCGCACGCCGCACCUCGGUCGCCGAGCUCUCUGCCCUUCCCUGCGCUGCACUAGCGACAUCUGCCGAGCGCCAACGCAUUGCACAGAGGACACGGCUGGGCGUAAACAAAUGAAGGCUGCGGCAAAAAUGGCUGAGCUCCGUGCAGAGGCCCCUUUGGCUAAAUCGGAAAACGACGAAGAUUUUGGUGAAUUUAGUGAUUUUCAGAGCUCACAAGAUGUAGAAAAUUCCAAUGUGAAACCGUCGAAACCCAGGGAAGUGCCGAACGACAAUGCAGUGGAAGGAUUUUCGGAGAACUUCAAUGAGACAUUUUCCGGUUCCCUUGAGGACCUUGUGAACAGUUUUGAUGAGAAAAUAACAAAGUGUUUCAGCAAUUUUGAAGAAAAUGUCGAAGAAAUGGCACCAGUACAGGUUCGAAGUCAAGAGGAAAUAAUGAAUGACUGCCAGAUGUGGUGGACAAUCACAGGGAACUUCGGAAACAUCUUGCCCAUUGACUGGGCUAAGUCUCAUGCAAGGAAGUUUCACAUGCCAGCUCUGAAUUUGAAUGACAAACAGGCGGCGCCGGCCGACGACGGCGCGCUGUCAGAGGAGGACGAGGCUGUGGCCAGCGACCUGGACAUCCACUCGCUGAUCCUGGCCGGCGUGCAGGCAGAGCCGCCCGACCGGCUCAAGACCGCCGACGAAGUCAUCAAAGAGAUCGACGACAUUAUGGACGAGGCCGAGUCAGACGAGUCCCCGGAGCUGGAGUCACCCGACUCGGCCAUCGGCGAGUCACGGGAACGUCCACCGCUCGCCUCCAGAGAGAAACUGGAGGCCAUGUCCUCGGCGGAGCUGAACGAACUGUACCUGGACCUGGAGCUGAUGAUCAAGGACUACUCCGAGGUUCUCAUCAACGAGCUCGCCUUCAGGGACGAACUCGAGUACGAGAAGGAGCUCAAGAACCAGUUCAUUUCACUGCUGCUCACCAUUCAGAACAAACGGAGACAGUAUAAUGUAGAGAAGAAGAAAAAGAACAAGAACGGCCAGACUCUGGACGCGAAGUACCUGACGACGGUGAUACCCUACACGGUGGGCACCCGCUGCCCCAACAACGCUACCCUCCAGAUCCUCAUCAAAAUUUUGCGCGCCAUUGACGAGGACAGUCCGACGGUACCCACCCUGCUGACCGACUACAUUCUGAAGGUGCUCUGUCCGACGUAGAGCGCGCGCCGCCGCCUCCACCGCCGCCGCCAGCACCGCCCACCGGCCGAGACGGGCUGUCCUCGCGCCGUCUAUAUUUUUGUGUGCGGGCGUGCCGGCGGCGGGCCGAUUCUGGGCGCCCGCCGUCGACCCGGACCUGUGCAAUAUUGAGCCGGUGCCGCGACCGCCGGCCGGCCGGCCGUGGCUGCUGAUCUGACCGCGUGGCGGCGCCACCGGAGCGACUGUCCAAAUACACAGGUCACACACCGGCCCCGAGCGGGCGAUGCAUGCCGCUUCGUGGCUGAAGAGCACUGUCCGAGGCUAAUCUCUGAUGAUAUUCUCUUUGUAGUUAUUUAUUGGUUGUAGGAUAGGUCAAUUAUCCCUAGGCGCCCACGCCUGGAGCUUGCACGAGUCACUAAGUAGACUCUGGGAGCGAGUGAGUCGAUUGUGUUGGCGUCGUGAGUACCGGUCUGAGGUGAGGUCGGACGGUACGCGGCUGCGACUGUGCGCUUGGUUGGUUGGUUCCGUUUCUGUGAUGACUGUGUUGCUGCCGGUGCGUGAUACCAAAGAGAUUCGCUGCGCGGCGGGACAGUCGGCCGGUGUCGGCCUGUGGAGCUCGCGGAGGUGUCCGCGGUACCGCGACCGCCCGCCUGCUCGGUGCUCUGCUGAGAUUGUCUGACCGGCCCGGCCCGCUGGAAGGAGAGAUUAUGUGAACGCGUCUGAGUUAUGUCUGUUGUACUCGCGUCGGUCUGUCGCCGCGGUCUGUGCGUUUGUGUUUAGAUCUGGGUCGGGACGGACCGAGUCCUCCCGUGCUGCCUCUCUUGUCCCCCACCGGCCAGCCUGUCGGUCCUCCGCCACCCGCCGCGGCCGUCGCUCCUACACUGAGCAGCGGCGGUGUCUGAAGCUAGCCGAACCCGCGCACACCGCGGGCCUCGUGCGGCGUUUCUGGUGUCUACAGCCAGUCCGUGCCGGAGUGAGAUGUAGACGGCCAUUGAGUAACGUCUCCGCCGCUGCUGUCUGUCUCAGCGCCAAGAGGGGGCGCUGUGCCCUCGCCGUGGUGGCCGGCCGCGGGGAGGGUGGAAGCGUCGCACCCCACCCGCUAUCCGGACCACUGACUGUCGCUGUCACUCCGCUGACAAAUACACUCCCCGCUUCUGAAA